This is a messenger RNA of Trypanosoma brucei brucei TREU927, 4380 nucleotides long. RefSeq lists its product as hypothetical. The record is from RefSeq and is a predicted model, not a curated record. Bases 1 to 4380 code for a protein of 1459 amino acids. NCBI's taxonomy places the organism in Eukaryota, Euglenozoa, Kinetoplastea, Trypanosomatida, Trypanosomatidae. The transcript has a single exon.
AUGCUGCGGCAUACGACGUCCAUAUUUGCCCCUACGUGUCGAACCGUCGUUUGCCGGACUUACAACCACCCGGUAGCGAGUAGGAGAAAGACCGGCAACAGACAAAAGAAGGGCGUUUGCGACAAUGUUCGUGACAUAAUCGGCAUGACCAUCCCCGAGGCGCGGCUGCGUCGCGACCGUAUUUCAGCAGCUUCCUUCGACCGUUGCAUUGAGGAAAAUGCUCGAAAUAUCAUUGGCCUUGGCUCUAAAGAAUCUCCUGGACUCGAGACCCGCUUCGGUGCUCGGUAUGAUCGUAGGGAUGUGCGUUUUGUUGGUCGGGCCGAUGACGUCCGGCGAUUCACCGAGGAGGCGGCGAGGUCAAGCGCCGCCGGACAUUGGCCAAUGGGAGUGACAUUCGUGCGGGGUGAGUUCGGUGCUGCAUCCGGGGGCGAUGGCCAUCGGUUGAGCGCUGAACCAACGAGCCAUGAUUUGGGCCGCGCACCAAUGGAUGUGGCUAGCGAGGGAACUAAUCCAAUGCUGCGGCGUGUGUUGAGGCGGUGCAAAGAAGGGGUUUCCUCGUCACUGGCUGGAGUUCUUGCCGCUGCUGGCCCUGAGAAAGCACCGGCUGAAGGAACCACCUCUGAGAUGAACCCUAGGAAGAACGUGGCACCGUCGACGGCUUCUACACGCCCACAAACGGCAUCAGUAGUGAGUCCUGCGAGGCGGCGUGUCGAGAAGCGCUUACGGCGGCGAUCAGCCGUGUUGUUGAGAGGCGGAGAAUCGUUACACCCAUGUUCCCUGCAGGGCGGAUGCGGCUCACAGGGUGGCUCUUCGAACUGCGCGUUUGUUACACAUCCAUCUACCGCUUGCGUUCAGUGGUUGCGGCUGGGCCGUUGCGAGGAAGCGCGUCUAUGUAGCUGCCCGUGGUGGCACCCUGCGGAGAUGGAGGUACUGAAACCGGAGUUUCUUCACAGUUACUUCUUCGGCAUUGCCGAAGGAGAUGAGAGGGGGCUACGACCCUUGAGGGAAAGCUGUGCUGCGGUGGGGAGGCUCCUACAGAUGUUUCUGGACAUUAUCGUUUCCACGAUAUUCGAAGCAUUGAGGAUGGAGACGACAAAUAACGAGGAGGUGGUGACGGUUGGGCGCGUUGAGGACCUUCUAUCUCGUGCUGGUAAAGGGAAGGGUGGAAACUCCGCCUGCAUUUGUAACCUAAAGGAUGGUUUGCUCUCUGUGGAGCGGGAACUGUGCGUAAGUGCACUAAUGGGUGAUGAUGAGGGGGUAACCUGCACGGAAAGUGCUGACGGCGAGACAUCGGGGCCUCAUUUCGAUGGCGAGUCGACUUCUUUGCUCCGCAACAUGGAACACUACCAUAAGCUGCACGCCGAUGCGGACAAAGAAGUGCGAAACCUCCUUGUUAUAUUUCGCGCGUACUUUACGAUGUGUGAUGAACGUGGGGGAAACAGUGGCCGCGUCAUCGUGAGCGCUUCUCUUACUCAAUGGCUGCUCAGGCACGCUGCGAGUUGUUGCAGUCAGGGAGAAUGUUACUCGGCUGGACUGACCCCAAUCAAGCUGUUUGAGGAGGCUUCAGUUGUAUUAUUGAAGGAUAGACUUCAUAGGUGUGGCAUUGACAUAUGCGGCAGGAGUUGCAAGCAAUCGAGCAUCACACCUUCCGACCGUUCAUCGCCGUUAUUGUUGCUGCAACAUGUCUCUUUAUUGUCGAAUAUUGUAACGUUUGGUGCGAACGCAGAUCAGGCGAUGCUGACCGAGCCGGGGCAACAAUCACUUUUGUAUAGUGUCUUGCUUUGCCUUCAAUCAGGUGGGGUGUCCUGUUGGCUUGGUGACUCUCCGCAGCAGCAGUACGUUAGUUGUUGGUUAUUCAUGCAAUCUUUACUCUCGGUGGCUUCGGUAUGCCUACUGCGGUUGGGCAGUCGAAUCUUCUCGUUUGCACGCCCCGUGCUUGUGGAAGUCGGGCGGCGUUUGGCAAAGGAUAUUGAGGUCCAGUUCGAGGCGAAGUUGCUGCGGGCAUCCGGAUGGGCUCCGUGGACUGAUGCACAGAUGUUCGGUGAACAGCACCGGGCCAUUUACACUGCGUCCGACUACGCCCGGACGCACAUGCCUGUCGUUGCUCGCGCAUUCACAGCAGCAAUGCUCAACAUACUAUUACUGAACACAUUGAGAGCAGCGAACCGCGAGGUGAAUUUGUGUCGCAGUCCCGUUGCUGCCGUUAUUUUCAGCGGGGAAAAGGCUGAGGAAUACAAGGGCUGUGCAGUAAAAGGUGGAUUAGACUCACCUAUGGAGUGUGUUCAGCGCGAGUCGCAAUUACGCGGUGGGCCCAGCGUGCGGCGCAGUAUGCGUCCCUAUGCACAAGAGGCCAUGUCAUUAAUAGCUCUUUUGCAUGAUGAAGGUACCCAAAUGCUUGCUCGACGGCAGGCGCUCAUGGAAGAGUUCUUGUGCAGGCGGAAAGAUUUCGAUGACUGUGGAGCAAACGAGCUCAACAACCCCCAAAACCGAAGAAGAAGCUCCGGGGGCGUUAUCUUGCCAUCAUUCCACGACGAAAAGAUUCAUGUUUUUGAGAAAUUACUUCCACACGGGUCCAUCUCCGUUUGUGGUGACGGUGUCGGAUUGCUUCUUCGCGUGCUACUGGAGGGCGGGUCUGCAUACGGGGCGUUGCGCCUCGCCGCAUCUGCGGUUCACGUAGGAAGAGCGCUAAGGUUUGCGGCGCGCCAGCCCAUGCCACACGUUCAUCUAGGCGAAAAGGUAAAGCACAAACACAUGCGAAACAGUAGAACAGGUCGCAAGUACACUGUUCGUGUCCGUGUCCCUGUUCUUCGUAGCACUGAUCCCGACAUGGAAUGCCGAAUGCACCGAAAGGGACAAAGUGGAGGAGCGCACCCCAUUGCAUUGUAUUUGCGGCUCAACCAGCAAACAGUGGAAGAGAUGGUCCGCCUCGCACUUCGCAUGGGGGGCGCUGGAGAGCGUCUACUGAGCGGCGUAGUUGACGACUGCGUACGGGGUUUACUCCUGGAUUACGGGAAGUCACGCUGUUUACCUGCGGUAAAAGGCUCGGAUGUGCACGAUGAUGGGGCGAUUGCAGGAGAUUUAGGCGCACGCGAGCUGCAGGGAAUCUUGUCCGUUGUAGUGGGUACCAACAGUAAUUCGCAGCUUUUGUCCGUGGCUGAUGAAGCCCAGCAGCGCGCCGUGGAGGGUUACCGUGUCCCUCCAACAGCAUUGUUGGUCGAGCUCCUUGUGGCCCUUACACCUCAAGCGGGGCGCGGGGUGCACGAGCGGUGCACACGUUUAUGCGCAAUGGACCCUCAUCUAGUAAGCGAAAGAACACUCCUGGCGAAGCAGUGCCACACGGCAGGCGAAAGUUUUGCUAGGGCAAAUGACGAUGCUUCCGCGGCAUGGUUGAGUUACCUCAACUCAGGAGUUGCUGUCGAUUCAGGGGCGGUUAGUGUUUCGUUUCUCCGAAAGGAGGCUGAGCGACUACCUGUGGUUGAUAGUGUUGCUGCGUCGUUGAACAGGCCCCCGCUUCCUCGCAACGUAGAGGAGCUAAGAAGACAGCUCACGCAAACGGUUGAUGCCGUCGGUUGUGCUCAGGACAGGCGACAAAACGAGGCAGCGUGGAGUUUGUCACGGGGGUUUGCCGUACGCGUGCAAGACCCAAACUCAAUGCAUGGAGUUUGGUGGGCUGUGAUGUGUGGAGCAAUUCUUGGUGCAAGCGACGACGCGCUGGCCGGCAAACAACGACCAUGGGCACGGUUGCUUCUGCGCAACGCCUUCCACGUGGCCCAACAGUUCGCAGCACCACAGGAUCGCGCCCGCUACGGCCAGGCAACGGUAAGGGCAUUUAUUCUCUCCGGCAUAUUUGAAUUGACAUCGACACCCCGUAGCCCUACCGAUGUUAGUUGUCGAAGGAAACACCUACCGUGGCAGCUCCCUGUAGUUCACGACCUCAACCUCUUUUUAGCUGCCCAGGUGCACCUCGCACAGCGGCUACACAAACUGUAUCCCAACAGUGUGAUCACGAAUGAUUGUGGUAUUAACAAACAACUGCAACUUUUUGGUCAUCUAAAAUUGUCGACAAAACUUGAAGACCACCACAUUGAGGCGACUGCGUGUUGGAGUCUACUUGAACCAUUAACUGAACACAGCGAGUUAGCGAUAACAUGGCUGCAGGAAUCACUGUUUCAUACUCCUCAAGGACUGCUCGCAUGGAUCAUCGCCUGCACUAACAACAAUUGCAACCAAACGGCUUUUGUGAUGGCCGCAUGGGUGACACUUUUAUGCCGCACUGAAAAGGUAGGUGGGACAUUCAAUAAACAUGUCCAACAACAUCUACGGUCCAAAUGCACAAAAAAACAAGUGGAACAACUUCUGUUGCUUGAUCACUGCAAUUAA